Molecule: messenger RNA, 5765 nt
Organism: Amphimedon queenslandica
Lineage: Eukaryota; Metazoa; Porifera; Demospongiae; Haplosclerida; Niphatidae
Product: cilia- and flagella-associated protein 44-like
Exons: 28
Coding region: 62-5632 (1856 amino acids)
Molecular function (GO): protein binding
Source: RefSeq, a predicted model, not a curated record
GCCAUUUUUAUUCAGUGCGCUCUAAUUGGAAUAAAUCGUUGCUAGGAUACUCAAAUACAAAAUGGCCGACUCGAGUGAAAAACCAGAUGAGAUAAAAGAAGGUGAAAAGCAGUCUGCUCCUUCCGUUGAAGACUCAAAGAAACAGGAUAAAGACGAAAGCAAACAAGAUAAAGAUCCUCCUAUGGAAGAAAAACCAGAAGAAGGAGAGAAAAAAGAGGUGGAUGUGAAACCAGAGACGAAAGAAGAACCUGAAGCAAAGCCCGAGGUAAAGCCAUUACCACCUCAAGAAGACAAACAGGAAGAGCCUUCAAAAGCUAAAGAAGAAGUAGGAGAAGAGGAAGAGGAGGAGGAGAUAAAUUAUGAAUACAACGAGAUGUACUCUAAGCCUAUUGUGUCAAAGCUACCACCAGACACCCUCCAAUUCAUUCAGAGUUAUGGGUACGACUGUCAGAAGCGUAGUAACCUGUUAGCCAUUGAUACCGAUACCCUCCUCUACACUGCUGGGAAUUACCUGGUCUUUAUUAGCAUAUCAACCGGUGGACAUACCUACCUUAGGAGUCUUGGAGGAAAAAGCAUAGGAGCCAUCACUGUGAGUCCAUCCAGUGAGUACAUAGCUGUUGGUGAGAAAGGAGUCAAUCCUUACAUAGCAAUAUACGAGUAUCCUAGUCUGAGACUAUACAGAAUACUGAGGGAAGGGACGGAGCAGCUGUACUCUCAUUUGGAUUUCAAUCCAGAUGGGUCCCUCUUAGCUAGCAUUGGUGGUAAUCCUGACUAUAUGUUAACAGUUUGGGACUGGAGAAAGGAGAGUAUAGUGUUGAGGAGCAAAGCUUUCUCUCAGGAUAUCUAUCGGGUUUCUUUCUCUCCCGAGCUCCCCGGACAGCUCACCACUUCCGGUACUGGUCAUAUUAGAUUCUGGAAGAUGGCGACCACUUUCACUGGCCUGAAGCUUCAGGGAUAUUUAGGGAAAUUUGGACGAACUGAGCUCUCUGAUAUAUCAGCUUAUGUUGAGUUACCUGAUGGUAAAGUAUUAUCAGGGACUGAAUGGGGGAACCUCUUACUCUGGGAUGGAGGAUUCAUUAAAGUUGAAUUAGCAAAGAAAGGAAAGAAACUCUGUCACAAUGGUAAUGUAGAGGCACUGUUCCUUGAUGAGGGAGAGCUUAUAUCAGCAGGAGUGGAUGGAUAUAUUAGGAUUUGGGACUUUGAGAUAAUUGAUGGUGCUGACAUCACUGAAGAGAGCACUGUGUUUGAGAUGGAGCCAUUGACUGAAAUAAAAGUUGGAUCAGACGUUAGCAUUAAAUCAUUAACAAGAUCAACAGAUCCCAACACACCUACAAUAUGGUAUGCACAGGAUGCUAAAGGAAGCAUUUGGAAACUGGACAUUGUUGUAUCACACACACGUAAAGUCCCCGAGAAGUUAUUCCGGUAUCAUUCCGGUCAAAUAAAAUCAAUAGACACUUCACCAGUCACUCACUAUGCUGCCAGCAUUGCUGAAGAUGGUAGUGUUCGUGUUUAUGAUCUUGAGUCUAAUAAGUUAUUGUGUCAUUCAAAGUACACCUCAGGAGGUAAUUCAUUGAUAUGGGCUCCACUAUCAGUUGAUCCUAAUGGACUAACACUGAUCACUGGUCACUCUGAUGGGGUAUUGAGAGUAUUAUCAAUAAAUGAAUUGAGUACAAUAUCCUCAACCUCUCGUGUUGGAGCUGGUCCUGGUACUCCAGUAGGUGACCUCUCGCUGGCUCAUGCUUGCAAGCCUCACACUAAAGACAUUAACUCAAUAUCUGUGAACCCUAGUGGAACAAUACUGGCUACUGGAUCUGCUGAUGGCACUGUGUUUUUCUUAAAUCUCAAAGACAAUUAUUCUCCCAUUGGUUAUGUCACAGCACCAGCUCCAGUGAAGCACAUAGAAUGGAAUAAAAGAAAAGAAGGAGAAGAAGAAGGGACUACUCCAGCUAGUCUCCUAGUCUGUUGCAGUGAAGGCUCAAUGGCAUUAGUCACUCUACCUCCAUCAUUAUUGGAUAUUGAUACAACCCAUAGCUAUCACUUGAGCUCAGUUAAAGUUGUCUCUAGAAGCUUUGUGUCCAUUAAGGACAGACUUAAGAGAGAGGAAGCAGAGGCUAAGAAGCUAGCAGAGAAAGAGAGGAGAAGGAAGGAGAGACAAGCUCAGAGAGAAGCCAGAAAGGAACGUUUGAGACAAGAGCUAGGGGACCAGUACGAGUCAGAAGAGGAGGAGGAGGAAGAAGAGGAGGAAGGAGAAGAAGAAGAGGAAGAAGGAGAAGAAGGAGGGGGAGGAGAAGGAGAAGAGAAGGAGGAUAAACCAACUGGUCCUAGUCCUUUACUGACAGUAUUCACUGAUCAUAGUGAUGACUCUUAUUACUGGAUAUCAAUGGGUGGAUAUGAUUGUGGCUAUUUGUACCAGUGUACUUUAAAAGGAGCUAAUGAUACUAACAGUCCUUAUGAGCCACCUCACUCUGUACCCAUACCAUCAAUAACUGCUGGAGAUAUACCACUACACUCCAUUAAGUUUAAUUCCAAUGGUCAGUAUUUACUAACAGGGUCUGAUAAUGGAUCAGUAGAGAUACACAAACUAACUGAUCCUUACUCUCUCUCUGGUCUGAAAGAGGAAGGUCACGGGACGUGGUCACUAGGCACUCAUGACAAUCACUACGGCCAAGUCUCCUGUAUGUCAUUAACAUAUGAUGAUCAGUACCUACUCACUGGUGGAGGGGAUGGGAAUGUCUUUGUGUAUAAAACUAAUUUCUCUACCAGCAGACCAGCCUCUCACGUUGCCAAAGUUGCUGGUAGUGACGCCCAGACUAUCAAGAGAAGGAUUGCUAUUACUGAUGAUAUUGAGGAUUCCUCUCAUUACAGCAUUGAGGAUGCUAAACAAAAAGCUGAGCAAGACAGGAAAUUAAAAGCGGCUGAAGCAAAGAAACAAAAAGUUCGUAGGGAUAUCAUGCUGCUGCGUAGGACAUUCACUGAGUUACAGCAACGGUCUCAGCACCUGCCAAAACACUUGAGGCUCAAACAAGAGGAGUUUAUGAUGGAUCCAUCAAUAUCAGAACAACUCCAGAAACAACUAGCAGAUAAAUUGGAUUUAGUAAGGAGAGAGAUGGCUUGGGAGUCUGAGAAGCAUUCUGUGGCUUUAAAGAAACUCCAGAAAAAAUACAAAGAUACAGUUGAGUGUGAGCGUACAGUAGUAUGGACAGUAAGAGGAGGGUAUUGGGUGAGCACGUUCCGUUGUGCUGCCCCUUCCUCUCAAUACCUUGAGCUCCUGGAGAAGAUACUCAGCUCUGAUCAAGCGGCUGCCAAUACUCCCUCCACUGCUGGUACAGGACCUAGUGGAAGAGUACCAAUGAGACGUAAAACCCGAGGACAAGAUACCCUCGCCCUUGAAACACUCAAGGGAAAAGGAAGUAUUGUGGAGUCGGUGGAUCUUAGUAAGAGUGAGAUUAGGAGACAAAAGAAGGAGAAGAGAAGGAGGGAGUGGGAGGAGUUUAAUCAAACGAAGCCAGGGGCUGGUUACGAGGACCCUGAAGAGGUUUCGGCUAUUAGUAAAGCAAAGUCAGAAAUGGGCGAUUAUAAGCUUAAGACAUCGAGCGAUUACGUUGUGUCCGAUCAACAAAGAAUGUCCACUGAGAAGAAGAGAAGGGAACUACUGAUAUGCAGAAACAAUAUUUUUGAUGCUAAACGAAAAUACAAUGAUAAACUGAUGGCCCUCAGAGACUAUAAGAUUGAAAUGAUUAAAAAGAUUACAUUGCUAGUUAAUGAACUGAAAAGUGCUCAACGUCAUUUGCCUCCCUCUCUUCGUAAACCUCUCCCAUCCAUUCCAACACUUAAACCUGAAGAAGUCCCUGAAAGGGAGUUGGAGUAUACGAAAGAGACUUUGAUAAAGUUUCGAGAUGAUAAGGAGAAGAGAGAGAAAGCUGAGAAGGAUGCAGCUGCUGGUGUGGGUGAAGGGUUUGGUGGAUUCGGAGGAUUUGGUGGAGGAGGAGGAGAAGAUAAAAAGACUGAAGAGAAAGAUUCAUCUCCCAGUUCUGGUACUAGCAGCAGUCACAGCAUUGGAACAAAAGGAGGAGGAGAGGGAGAGGAGGGCAAAGGAAAAGACGAUGACUACCAGUUGUCUGAUCUUGAAGCCCUAAUGUCCAGUGAAGAGGAAGUGCUCAAGAUUUACAGGCAGGACUCAUUGCUGGCUGAUAUUGAGGAACUAGUGAAGUCUUUUGAUGACACUGUGGUCCACCUGAGGCAUGAGAAAUCACUCCUUGAUGUAGUGAUGAAACUAACUGAACUGAAGCAUUUGACUCAGUUUGAGGAGCUAGAGCUUUUGAAAGAGUUUGAGAAAAGAGAGACAAACUUUACAACGAAAUACAGGACAAAGAAGAAGGAGAGGGGAGACCUAGAAGUGAAGAUUGAAGAGAUUGAGUGGGAGGUUCAAGAGAAAGAGAAGUUGGUCUCAGUGCUACAGGAGCAGGAGAAAGCUCUUGAUCACGAGUUUAUGGAGGCCAUGGGAGAGAAUAACAAAUUCAAGGACUUCCUAUUGAAGGUUUAUCGGAAGAAAAUCAAACGUGCUAAGCAGAAACAAGGAGAAACAGAGGAUUCUGACGAUGAAGACAAAGAUGAAGAUGACGAAAGCGACAGCGAUGACAUGUCAUCCACCGAUGAAGAAUCAGAUGAAGAGGGUCUGGAUGACUCAGUGUGUCCGCCAGGCUGCGAUCAAACUGUGUUUGAUAAAGCCAUCGCCAUGAGAGAGAAGAGGCUAGACCUCGAGGACUCCAUCACCGAAGAGAAGAAGACGCUUGAAGGACUCAAGAAAGAAAGAGACGGUUUACUCAAGAAGGCAAAGUCGAUGGAAAGUCACGUGAAGACAGCCUUGCAGGAUCUUCAGGCGUUUCAGCUCAAGAAGCAGCAGAGGAUGAAUGAGUUGGAUAGUGUUGUGUUGUUAAAGUUGCAUCAGAUACUCCACUACCAGGCUCAGGGGGAACCACCCACGUCUGUCGGUCAGUGUCUGGUGUUCCCGGCCUCAGCUCGGGAGAAUCUGGCUCAGCGUAUUGGGGAACUGGUACAGGAGAAGCAGCACGAGAAGAAGAGAUACAGGGAAUUAAGAUUGCAGCAUGUAAAAAUGACUAGAGAUAGGAAGUCACAUGAAAAGAAAGUUGCAGAGCUAAAUGAGAAAGCUAAUGAGAUGAUGAUGCUCAAGUUUGGACGUGUUGUUAAUCUUGAUGCCCUGGAGGGACUCACCACUAACAAAAUGAUUGGAGAACUGGAGCAAACACUAAAAGAAGCAGAAAUGAAAUAUGAACGAGCUAAACACAAAUUAGAGACUAAAAUCAAUGAUAUCAAGUAUGAGCUAUUGAGUGAGGUCCAACAGAACACACAGAAACUUGAUGAACUCAACGAGUUCUCAAAUCAAAGCAGGCACCUAGAAGAGAGUCUCAACCAAACACAAAAGAACUGGGGGGAUGAUAUCUCUGGAGGGAGUCUGUUUGAGCCAGAAGAGAAAGCAAAGCUUGUUGAUAUUGUUAGCAUUCAGAGUCGUGAGAUAGAGGCACUGAGAGAAGAAAUAAGAGUAUUAUCACUUAAAGGAGGUCACAUCCUACCACCAGCUCAACCACCAAACAUGCUAGCUGGAUCAUUAUAAACUUAAGAACUACUACAUGUAUAUGUAAAUGGUUAUACAUGCAUCAUUAUAAGGCAUUACAUGUACUGUAAAAUUGUCCUUUAUUUUGAACUUAUUUUAAAAUGCAAGGUGUCCUCUUGUGACCACAUCCUCA